Messenger RNA from Lemur catta (Ring-tailed lemur), 1193 nucleotides. RefSeq names its product glutathione S-transferase Mu 1-like. Gene Ontology annotation, molecular function: glutathione transferase activity. Bases 98 to 754 code for a protein of 218 amino acids. The transcript has 8 exons. The record is from RefSeq and is a predicted model, not a curated record. Lineage: Eukaryota; Metazoa; Chordata; Mammalia; Primates; Lemuridae. Gene Ontology annotation, biological process: glutathione metabolic process.
UCCGAGCCGGCCCCGCCUUUCGCCGCCCUGAAUCUCACAAAGUCGCGGCCUAGCCCUGCUGUGCGGGCCUUGCACCAAGUCCAGGGCAACCUGCGCCAUGCCGAUGACACUGGGUUACUGGGACAUCCGCGGGCUGGCUCACGCCAUCCGCCUGCUCCUGGAAUACACGGACUCCAGCUAUGAGGAAAAGAUGUACACGAUCGGGGACGCUCCUGACUAUGACAGAAGCCAGUGGCUGAAUGAGAAAUUCAAGCUGGGCCUGGACUUUCCCAACCUGCCCUACUUAAUCGAUGGGGCUCACAAGAUCACCCAGAGCAACGCCAUCCUGCGCUACAUUGCCCGCAAGCACAACCUGUGUGGGGAGACCGAAGAGGAGAAGAUUCGUGUGGACAUUUUGGAGAACCAGGCUAUGGAUACCCGCAUGCAGCUGGCCAGGGUCUGCUACAACCCUGACGUUGAGAAACUGAAGCCCAAGUACUUGGAGGACCUCCCCGAAGUGCUGAAGCUGUACUCACAGUUCCUGGGGACAGGGCCCUGGUUUACAGGGGACAAGAUCACCUUUGUGGAUUUCCUCACUUACGAUGUCCUUGACAUGCACCGUAUAUUUGAGCCCAAGUGCCUGGACGCGUUCCCCUCCUUGAAGGACUUCAUGGCCCGUUUUGAGGGCCUGAAGAAGAUCUCUGCCUACAUGAAGUCCGGCCGCUUCCUCCGAGCCCCUCUGUUUUUAAAGAUGGCCAAAUGGGGCAACAAAUAAAGCCCUGUCGUGCCAGGGGACGGAGGAUUGAGCCACUGCUGUGCCUGCCACCUGGGGCCCUGGAGAACAGCCGGAUUAGAUUCCCUAAAUACCACCGCACCAGCCAUUGAUUCCUUUGUUUUUCUUUCCACUCUUUUCUCCCCCCAGGGACUUAUUGGUGCCUUUUAUUCUAACCUGACCUCUGCCCAUACAGGCUCUUUACAGCUUCACCUGCACACUUUCCUUCCUCAAAGUCCCCCUGCUAACGUCACCUGUCCCUGUGCUAACGCCAAGCUGACCCUCUUUCUCAUCAGUGCUUGUCUCUGCUCUGAGAAGCCAGGACGGACCCCGAGUUCCCCAGCAGUGCCCCGAGAGGCCAGUCCUGCCCGGUGUGCAGGCCCCGCUCCCCAGCUAGUUCCCCGCGCAGCCCUGCCUGAUGCCCAAUAAAGCCUGAGCACUC